Messenger RNA from Amblyraja radiata (thorny skate), 4347 nucleotides. It is a transcript of the gene prkci, whose product is annotated as protein kinase C, iota. NCBI's taxonomy places the organism in Eukaryota, Metazoa, Chordata, Chondrichthyes, Rajiformes, Rajidae. Gene Ontology annotation, molecular function: ATP binding; protein binding; diacylglycerol-dependent serine/threonine kinase activity. The record is from RefSeq and is a predicted model, not a curated record. The transcript has 19 exons. Gene Ontology annotation, biological process: protein phosphorylation. The coding region runs from base 60 to 1862 and encodes 600 amino acids.
GCGCGCGCAGCGUGCUGUAGUUGGCCGGGCGGCGGCGGCGGGAGGCGCAGGAGAGAGCGAUGAUGCCGACCAGCAGGGACAGCGUGAUGUCUUGCCCGGCCGACCACCAGCACCAGGUCCGCAUCAAAGCCUACUACAAAGGGGAUAUCAUGAUCACCCACUUUGAACCUGCCAUCACAUAUGAAAUUCUUUGCACUGAAGUUCGUGACAUGUGCUGCUUUGAUAAUGAACAGCUCUUUACAAUGAAGUGGAUCGAUGAAGAAGGCGAUCCUUGCACUGUCUCAUCCCAGCUAGAACUGGAGGAAGCCUUUCGCCUCUACGAGCUGAAUAAAGACUCUGAACUGAUCAUUCAUGUGUUCCCCUGUAUCCCAGAACGGCCAGGCAUGCCUUGUCCUGGGGAAGAUAAAUCUAUAUACAGGCGAGGGGCUCGGCGCUGGAGAAAACUGUAUUGUGUAAAUGGACAUACUUUCCAAGCCAAAAGAUUCAACAGACGAGCACAUUGUGCGUUUUGUACCGAUCGGAUCUGGGGCCUUGGUCGCCAGGGGUAUAAAUGCAUCAACUGUAAGCUUCUGGUCCAUAAGAAAUGUCACAAACUGGUCACAAUUGAAUGCGGACGUCAUGCACUCCUCUCACAUCCUCACCAUUAUCCCUGGGGAAGCGGUGAUCAGGAUCAUAUGAUGAUUCCAAGUGCAGAGAAUGCAGAAAACAUUGCACCAGUUAUUCCGUACAAAUCUUCCAGCCAAGAAAACCUGGAGCAUGUAGGCGAGGAGAAAGAGGCCAUGAGCAGCAGGGAAAGUGGGAAAGCUCCCUCCAGUUUAGGUGUUCCCGAUUUUGACCUAAUUCGUGUGAUCGGAAGAGGCAGCUACGCCAAGGUUCUCCUUGUCCGACUGAAAAAGACAGAACGCAUUUAUGCCAUGAAGGUUGUGAAAAAGGAAUUGGUUAAUGAUGAUGAGGAUAUAGACUGGGUGCAGACAGAAAAGCAUGUAUUUGAGCAGGCAUCAAAUCACCCCUUUCUUGUGGGACUACAUUCGUGCUUCCAGACCGAGAGCAGGUUGUUUUUUGUCAUAGAAUAUGUGAACGGUGGAGAUCUGAUGUUUCAUAUGCAGCGGCAACGGAAGCUUCCAGAAGAGCAUGCCAGGUUUUACUCUUCAGAGAUCAGUCUGGCGUUAAACUACCUUCAUGAACAUGGGAUAAUUUACAGGGAUUUGAAACUUGACAAUGUUCUGCUGGAUUCUGAAGGGCAUAUUAAACUCACAGACUAUGGAAUGUGUAAGGAAGGCUUGAGGCCUGGCGAUACAACCAGCACAUUCUGUGGGACGCCCAAUUACAUUGCACCAGAGAUUCUGCGUGGCGAGGAUUAUGGUUUCAGCGUGGACUGGUGGGCACUGGGAGUGUUGAUGUUCGAAAUGAUGGCUGGCCGAUCGCCGUUUGAUAUUGUGGGGAGCUCGGAUAAUCCAGAUCAGAACACGGAGGACUACCUCUUCCAAGUCAUUUUGGAAAAACAGAUACGUAUUCCACGCUCCCUCUCUGUCAAAGCUGCAAGUGUAUUAAAGGGAUUUCUUAACAAGGAUCCAGCAGAGCGACUUGGAUGUCACCCGCAGACGGGAUUCGCUGAUAUCCAGGGGAAUCCUUUCUUCCGCAACGUAGACUGGGACUUGAUGGAACAGAGACAGAUCAUCCCACCUUUCAAGCCACAUAUUUCUGGUGAAUUUGGACUUGACAACUUUGACUCCCAGUUCACCAAUGAACCUGUUCAGCUAACUCCAGACGAUGAGGACGCUGUAAAGAAGAUCGACCAGUCAGAAUUUGAAGGCUUCGAAUACAUCAACCCGCUCCUGAUGUCGGCUGAAGAAUGUGUCUGAGUGGCUGACGUCCGCACGCUCUUGGACCUGUGCCUCCAACCCUUGCAUGUGGAAGAGUUGAAAACAACAAAUGCCUUGCUUCAAUCGCCAAAGCCUUUCCACUCUGCAGCUGACCGUCUGAGAAUGCUCAACCCAAUUCUUGCCCUAAAAAAAGGGGGGAUGAGUGCCUAUAAUUAUUUCACCCUGCAUAACCGUAAGAUGCAGCUUAACUUUCCGAGAACUUGCCCUCUGCAGUUGAGAGACAACCUCUCUUCCCCCCCCCCCGCCCCCAAAUAAGUCCUAUUGACACUAAAUAGGUGGAUAGUUUUACGUGUGAAGAGCAAGUGCUGUCUUAACUUACCUAAGAAUGAUAGGGUUUUUUAAAUCAUGGAGAGAGGUUUGGGUGGAAAGUUGACUAUCCUCAUGGUGUUACAGUAAACCUUGUGUCCGUGAUCUGAAGGCAUUGCUUGCUUUCCUCCUUCCCCCCCCCCCCCCCCCCAACAUCUCCAUCAGCCUGCUGCUGGUGGUAUUGCUCAGGGAGAUGGCAGCUGUGGCUAUGGCUAAAACGCUCCUGCAGGUUCAACAUUGCUCUUAUUUGCUGAAAAAAUGCGUCUGAAGUUGGGAUGAGUAUAGCAGUUCGAGCAUCUUGUACCUACUGGCUUGAUGCCAGCAAGGAAAUGUACAGAAAUACAUUUGUCGAAUAGCUUACAGCAUUUAUUUAGUUAAUUGUUAGGUUAUAAAUUAUCAUGUUUUUUGGGGGGGAACCACAUAAAUGUAAACCAUAAAAGAAAAGUGCACAAAUAUACUGUGACUCUACGUGUCUGCACAGCUGUGAAAUAUGUCUUUUUUUAUUUUUACAAAUAUACAAGGAUAAAAUUGUAAUUCUACACCAUAGUGCAUCGAUUGAGAUUGUCAAUCCUGCCACUUUGAAACCAAGUCUCUGGGAUUAUGAGCUGGUUAACAGACAAUUGGGGUUUGGGGAUUGCUUUAUUAUACUGAAGUGGCUAAAAUGGCCCGUCAUUCAUUGUAGUAUCUUGAGCUGAUAUCUCGAACACCACACAUCUUUUUUAGGAGCUGUUACUGUCAUGUUUAAUUGCCCAAAAAACAAACGUACGUGUUCUCAUCCACUGGAUGGAGACUUAAAUCUACAUUUAAAUAUUAUUCACGCACAGUUGACAUUGUAUACAUUUGAAUUUUUGCCUUCUCUUGCCUCAUUAAAGUCAAAUUUAGCUUCGUCCAAUAAACAAGGCAUGUUUCCUGAGCAAAGAUUCUGAUAACUAGCAACUUUAUUUGACCAUUCCCCAUCUUUCAGAUUUAACUUCUGUUUGUGCAAAAUGAAAGUUUCCUAUCUCAUAAGAAAGCUGUUACAUUUGAUAAAUUGCUAUUAAUAUAUUGAAGAUGCAUCCUGUUACAUUUUCUGAGCUUUAUUCCACUACUCUGCAGUUAAUUGAACAGAUUUAGUAUAGUUGUGGUGCUGCAGAAAACUUGCAUUUUCAUUUAUCUAACAAUAUUUUAAUUCUUUCUGUGGUGCGUCUGGUUUUGAUUUUGUUUUUCAAAAAAUCGUGAUAAAUUUGUAAAAGAAAUUAUACAUCUGUUCCUCUUCUACAGAUUUGCAGUAUUUGUUAAAUUAUACGGUGGUGUUGACUUCUGUUUUGUCUUCAGUUUGCAAGGGUUACAUUCAAUAUUUUUUGUUAAUUGGUGGCACUCCUUCUGAAAGAGGACACCCCUCAAAAGCAUUUAAAAUGGCGGUCCAUUGCCUCCCCAUGUCUCUUGUUAAUCUGCUUUGAAACCUGCUUUUAGUCUGGCUAGAAUGACAUGUUGGAAUACAGACCAUUCCCGACAUAGAAAAAAUGAUUUAUCGUGAAGACAAGAGACUGCGGAUGCUGCCACCUGGAGCAAAAUACAAACUGCUCGAAGGACUUUGGGUCAGACAGCAUCACGGUGGUGCAGCGGUAGAGCUGCUGCCUUACAGCAUCAAAGACCCGGAUUCGAUCCUGACCAUGGGUGCUGUUUGUACAGAGUUUGUACGUUCUCCCUGUAACUGCGUGGGUUUUUACCAGGUGCUCCAGCUUCCUCCCACACUCCAAAGGCAUACAGGUUUGUGGGUUCAUCGGCUUCAGUAAAAUUAUAAAUUGUCCCUAGUGUGUAGGAUAGUGUUAGCGUACGGGGUGAUCGCUGGUCGGCAUGGACUCAGUGUGCCGAAGGGCCCAACCCGAAACGGCAACUGUCUAUUUCCAUGUUCAGAUGAUGCCUGACCCAUUGAUGUCCUCUUGCAAUUUGUUCUUUGCAGCUGAUUUAUAGUGAUGAACCAAAGUUACUUUCUGUUUCUUGAGAUUCAGGAAAUGUGAAUAACAUUUUGGGAAAUGUGUUCCAUUAUUCCAUCCUUUUGUCUGUUAACAUGAAACAAAAACUGUCCCAUUACAGCUAAUGAAACAUGUUAGGAUUUUGGGAUUUCAUUUUGUAUUUUCCUUUCUUUUAUAAUAAACUGGAUUUGUUUUUGAUGGCA